Arachis duranensis is the source of this 1918-nucleotide messenger RNA. RefSeq names its product probable monogalactosyldiacylglycerol synthase, chloroplastic. The record is from RefSeq and is a predicted model, not a curated record. Gene Ontology annotation, molecular function: hexosyltransferase activity. The coding region runs from base 255 to 1832 and encodes 525 amino acids. Gene Ontology annotation, biological process: glycolipid biosynthetic process. The transcript has 8 exons. Lineage: Eukaryota; Viridiplantae; Streptophyta; Magnoliopsida; Fabales; Fabaceae.
CCUCUCUUCCUUUGCUCUUUAUACUGUUACUUCUUCAAUCUGUUUGACCCCCUCUCUGACUUUGACCUCCACACACACGCACUUUCUAUGUUGUAAAUGGUUAACACACGUUGUGGUUGUUGUUGGAGAUGGUAAUGGUGGUGUUUCUCAUGUCAACUCUCUCUACUUGCUACUAUAUUUAUUAGUUUUUGGUGUUUUAUUGGCUUAUUCAUAUGGUAGUUGUAACCUCGGCAGUGUAACACGGAACAAAAACCAUGUUUCAUUCGGCGAGUGUUCAACAAGAACAUGGUCUUGUCCAUGAUUUUGUAUCCCAUAUUGGUCGAUUUGCCUUUGAUUCCAGGUUCUUCACCUUUGGCUCUGAUAAUUUAUCAAAUUACUUGCACUUCAAUGUAACAAAGCAAAGUGUGUGUUCUGCUGCUUCUCUUAGCUUGAAACUUGGAGGCAGAGGGGAUUCAAAUUUGAAUUUCAGGAGGUUUUUUAAUGAUUUCAACACAGCUAUUAGGUUCCACACUCAGAAAUUGCCAAUUGGAUUUGAUUCUCCCAUACUUGAUUCUGGGGAUAACAAUCACUGUAACAAUGGUAAUACUCUUGAUGAGUGUGAUGUUAUUCAGGACGAUAGAGGGACAUUGAGUGGUGUUGAUCCUCAGAAGCCAAAAAAGGUUUUGAUUUUGAUGAGUGACACUGGUGGGGGUCACAGAGCUUCUGCAGAAGCUAUAAGGGCUGCUUUCUAUGAAGAAUUUGGGGACCAAUACCAGGUAUUUGUUGUUGACUUGUGGACUGAGCACACCCCUUGGCCAUUCAAUCAACUUCCUCGGACAUAUAGCUUUCUGGUGAAACAUGGAUCAUUGUGGAAAAUGACCUAUUAUGGAACUGCUCCGCGUGUGGUGCACCAGUCAAAUUUUGCUGCAACUUCAACAUUUAUAGCUCGUGAGGUUGCCAAGGGGCUAAUGAAAUAUCAGCCAUAUAUAAUAAUCAGUGUUCACCCAUUGAUGCAACAUGUUCCUCUUCGAAUUUUGAGAGCAAAGGGUCUUUUAAACAAGAUUAUCUUUACAACGGUUGUCACAGAUUUAAGUACUUGCCAUCCUACUUGGUUUCAUAAGCUUGUAACUCGAUGCUAUUGUCCGACCACAGACCUUGCGAAAAGGGCGCUCAAAGCUGGACUCCAGCAAUCACAGAUAAAGAUUUUCGGUCUACCAGUUCGACCUUCCUUUGUUAAGCCUGUUCAAUCAAAGGAUGAACUUAGGAAAGCCUUAAGCAUGGAUGAGGAUCUUCCUGCUGUACUACUAAUGGGGGGAGGUGAAGGUAUGGGUCCCAUUGAGGCUACUGCUAAGGCACUUGGAGAUAUGUUGUAUGAUAAGAGCAGUGAGGCUCCCAUUGGUCAAAUACUUGUUAUUUGUGGACGUAAUCAGAAGCUUGCUGACAAAUUGGCUUCAAUUAAUUGGAAGGUUCCUGUGCAGGUAAAGGGAUUUGUCAGCAAAAUGGAGGAAUGCAUGGGAGCUUGUGAUUGCAUCAUUACAAAGGCCGGCCCGGGGACAAUUGCCGAGGCCAUGAUCCGAGGCCUCCCUAUCAUUUUGAAUGGUUAUAUUGCUGGCCAGGAAGCUGGGAAUGUACCCUACGUAGUUGAAAAUGGAUUCGGCAAGUUCUCAAAAUCUCCGAAGAAGAUAGCUAAAAUUGUAGCUGAGUGGUUCGGUCCACAAGCAGAGGAACUAAAAACUAUGUCUCAAAAGGCGUUGAUGUUUGCACGGCCUGAUGCUGUGUUCAAGAUUGUUCAUGACCUUGAUGAACUUGUGAGGCAAAGAAGUUCUUUGCCACACUACUCAUUUACCCCUUAAAUAUCAACACUCUUAUCCAAUCCUCAUAUAUUUGUAUCAUUGUUUAGAAUGCUAAUUUGAAAAUAAAUUCAUAGUUUUGAGCGUCA